CUCAAAGCUGGAGCGAAGCAGCCAAGCUAACGGCUGCACGGAUUGCCAGGGUCGGCGAUCGCAGUCCUCCCCGGAUCUCUCCACGUCCUCCCGGACGUCUCCGAAUUCCCGGCGCCGCACCGCUCCCCACCUCCGCCAGCCCGGCCCUCCAGUCGGCGUUCGCGGUCUGCCUGCGAGCUCGGCGCCCUCCCCGCGCGCAGCCCCUAGCGGCGCGUCACUGCGAGGCGGGCCUCCAGCGCACCUCCCUCGUCCUCCUCCUGCUCCUCCUCUCCAGCAAUACGGGAUCCAGCUAGGGAGGCGGGGAAGCAACCGGAGCGCGACCGCCGCGGCAGCCACCCUGCAGCCGCCGGUCGGAGGCGCGGUCCCUAGGCCCCGGUGCCCGGGCGGGUCCCUGGGGGAGUCGGCGCCGCGCCCGGAGAGCCGCCAGGCUCACCCCAGCCCGGCGUGGGGGGCGCAGAGGGUAUCUCUGGAGAUCUUGGAAGUGCUUGUAUCAUGGAAUCGAUCUCUAUGAUGGGAAGCCCUAAGAACCUUAGCGAAACUUUUUUGCCGAAUGGCAUAAAUGGUAUCAAAGAUGCAAGGAAGGUCACUGUGGGUGUAAUUGGAAGUGGGGAUUUUGCCAAAUCGCUGACGAUUCGACUUAUUAGGUGUGGCUAUCAUGUAGUUAUAGGAAGCAGAAAUCCCAAGUUUGCUUCCGAAUUUUUCCCUCAUGUGGUAGAUGUCACUCAUCACGAAGAUGCUCUCACAAAAACAAAUAUAAUAUUUGUUGCUAUACAUAGAGAACAUUACACCUCCCUUUGGGACCUCAGACAUCUGCUUGUGGGCAAAAUCCUGAUUGAUGUGAGCAAUAACAUGAGGAUAAACCAAUACCCAGAAUCCAAUGCUGAAUAUUUGGCUUCAUUAUUCCCGGAUUCCCUGAUUGUCAAAGGCUUUAAUGUUGUCUCGGCUUGGGCACUUCAGUUAGGACCCAAGGAUGCCAGCCGGCAGGUCUAUAUAUGCAGCAACAACAUUCAAGCUCGACAACAGGUUAUUGAACUUGCCCGUCAGCUGAAUUUCAUUCCUGUUGACUUGGGAUCAUUAUCAUCAGCUAGGGAGAUUGAAAAUUUACCCCUGCAACUCUUUACUCUCUGGAGAGGGCCAGUGGUGGUUGCCAUAAGCCUAGCCACGUUUUUCUUUCUUUAUUCCUUUGUCAGAGAUGUGAUUCAUCCAUACGCUAGAGACCAGCAGAGUGAUUUUUAUAAGAUUCCUAUCGAGAUUGUGAAUAAGACCUUGCCCAUAGUUGCCAUUACUUUGCUGUCCCUGGUAUACCUGGCAGGUCUCCUGGCAGCUGCUUAUCAGCUUUAUUACGGCACCAAGUAUAGGAAAUUUCCACCUUGGUUGGAGACCUGGCUACAGUGCAGAAAACAGCUUGGGUUACUAAGCUUUUUCUUCGCUUCAGUCCACGUUGCCUACAGCCUCUGCUUACCAAUGAGAAGGUCAGAGAGAUACUUGUUUCUCAACAUGGCUUAUCAGCAGGUUCAUGCAAAUAUUGAAAACUCUUGGAACGAGGAAGAAGUCUGGAGAAUUGAAAUGUAUAUCUCCUUUGGCAUAAUGAGCCUUGGCUUACUGUCCCUCCUGGCAGUCACCUCUAUCCCGUCAGUGAGCAAUGCUUUAAACUGGAGGGAAUUCAGUUUUAUUCAGUCUACCCUUGGAUAUGUCGCUCUGCUCAUUAGUACUUUCCAUGUUUUAAUUUAUGGAUGGAAACGAGCCUUUGAAGAAGAAUACUACCGGUUUUACACCCCACCCAACUUUGUUCUUGCUCUUGUUUUGCCCUCAAUUGUAAUUCUGGGUAAGAUCAUUUUACUCCUUCCAUGUAUAAGCCGAAAGCUUAAGAGAAUUAAAAAAGGCUGGGAAAAGAGCCAAUUUCUAGAAGAAGGUAUUGGAGGAGCAGUUCCUCAUCUCUCACCAGAGAGGGUUACGGUAAUGUGAUGAUAAAUGGUGCUCACUGAUACAUUAUAGAGUUCCACUCGUGCCAUUGUUUUUAUGAGUUCCUUUAUGUUCAUUUGCAAGUGCACUGUCAAAUUGAUGUGGGCUGAAAUCUGUCCAGUAAGAUCUCAACCAAAUUAGUGGUAGGAGUCUCUUGAAAUUAAUUUUCACAGAUGUUAUAUUUUGGCAAUAUGAAUUUUUGUUGUCAGCUUGUCUGUUUUGUUCUGCACAUCCACAACACUCCUAUUUUAACAAACUGUAUUCCAUAAUCAGGCAAAGAUAUUUCUGAUUAAUAAUAUAGAUACAACAUAAUGUUAAAAGAAAAACUUGCAAACCAGCAGAAAUCUUAAGUUUUAAUAUAUCUUAAUGGGUAUUUUUUUUUCCUGAAGCUUACCUAAGGUUUUAAUUGUUAAAUUAAUUUAAUUGCUCAAGAAAUAGAAAUGCAUAAUCACACAUUAAGAAGGGUCACAUUACAUUAGCAUCUCGGUAAGGGUAAAUGGUAACAUUCCUAUAUUUUUCUCAUAAGAUCAGUUUUGAAGAAUGUAAUUAAUUGUAUGAACCAGUGUAACCUGUGAACAAACACAAAUUUAAAAAAAUACAAUCUGAAAUUAUAUUUGAAAUGCAAUGGAGACGUGAAAUGCAUACUGGUAAUAGUACCUCAUGAAAGAUUUUAUUCCUUAUCUUGUUACAGAGAGGUUUCAUUUGCAUGUUAUUAGGUUGGUUAGGAAGAAGACCAUGUUAUUUGGCUUCCAAAAGUGAUUUUUCUAAUAUGGUACCAAGCCUAGAAAUCUUACAGUUGUUUCCAGUUAGAGGGAAGGAAUGAAGUCUACCCACCAAUAGUUGUUGGUCAGCUGAUCUACGUUGUUGCACGCUGGCCAGUUCCCACUCUAUCUGCUGUAAGACUUUACUGACGUUCACUGAGGGAUGUUAACAUGCCAGGCACUGUUCUAAGCAUUUUAUUUGUAUUAUCCCACGUUAAUUUUUACAACAACCCUGUAACAGAGGUAAUUAUCCCCAUUUUUCAUAUGAGAAAACUGAAGGAUAGAAAAGUAAUUUGCCCAACGUCAUGCAAUUAGUUAAGAGGCAGAGCCAGCAUUCAAGUCUAGGCAGUCCUAUUUCAGAGGCUCCCAUUUCCAGGCUGAUUGUCUCUGCUCUGUCCCCGUGUGUUACUAUCAUGAUGCCAGUCUGGAUGCUUCCUCUUUUGUCAGUAAAGGCAUUAACAUUCUUUACAGUGUGUUGUGGGUACCAAAAAUUUAUGAAAAUAAUACAGUCAUAAAUUUAUGAUAGCUUUGGGAUAAUCUACAGUUCUUUACCUUGCAAGAGGAUCUUGCCUGGGACGUGAUUCUGGAGCCCCACGGCAGUCCAUAUUAUUCCCUACG
Messenger RNA from Mustela erminea (ermine), 3341 nucleotides. RefSeq names its product STEAP2 metalloreductase (gene STEAP2). NCBI's taxonomy places the organism in Eukaryota, Metazoa, Chordata, Mammalia, Carnivora, Mustelidae. The coding region runs from base 493 to 1965 and encodes 490 amino acids. Gene Ontology annotation, molecular function: cupric reductase (NADH) activity; ferric-chelate reductase (NADPH) activity. The record is from RefSeq and is a predicted model, not a curated record. Gene Ontology annotation, cellular component: endosome; plasma membrane. The transcript has 5 exons. Gene Ontology annotation, biological process: copper ion import.